Messenger RNA from Cryptosporidium muris RN66, 1275 nucleotides. RefSeq names its product RhoGAP domain-containing protein. The record is from RefSeq and is a predicted model, not a curated record. The transcript is spliced from 2 exons. Gene Ontology annotation, biological process: small GTPase-mediated signal transduction. Gene Ontology annotation, molecular function: GTPase activator activity. NCBI's taxonomy places the organism in Eukaryota, Apicomplexa, Conoidasida, Eucoccidiorida, Cryptosporidiidae. Bases 1 to 1275 code for a protein of 424 amino acids. Gene Ontology annotation, cellular component: cytoplasm.
AUGUCACAAAGUUCACAGCUAUAUAUGGACUCAGAUGCAGAGACUGAUCCAACUAUAUAUGACAAAAUAGUCCAAUCUGCAAAAAAUGAAGUAUUUAACAGUUAUCAUGGUACUCGUUUUCUCUACUAUUUAUGCGAGGAUAAUCUUGGUCGUCCUGUACUAGUAUUGGUAGCAUGCUUCUUGCCUACAGAUGUUUCAGCAUUAGACAAAGCUAUGAGAUAUGCAGUCAGUAGUACUAAGGAAUAUGUUCAAAAGGACUUUGUACUUAUUUAUUGCUUAACAAGAACAAACGUUCUUAGUGACAAAAGCGGAGGUUUUCUGCAGGCUUUUUAUGGUCUUCUUCCAAAAGAUUUCAAGAAGAACCUAAAAAAGGUCAUCAUGUUUCAUUAUGGAAUUAGUAAUAGGGCAUUUAUGUCUGUAAUCAGUUCUUAUAUGUCUCCAAAAUUCAUGAAGAAGUUAGAGUAUGCUGACACAAUAAAGGACCUUUGUCGUUUUUUACCAAAUAUCCCUACCGAGGAAGUUUGUUCACGGUUACCAUAUGUGGUUCAACAUGAUGAUGCUGAGCUUAGUGGAGUUGAAGUUCCGAGAGUUUUUUCCCUUCAUAUUGUCGACUUAUGUAACAAUUAUGGUUUUCUAGUUCCUAAUUAUGGGCGAGUACCAGAAAUUUUAGUUGAUCUGACACAACAGCUAUCUAAGCCAGAUGUCAUAUGCACUCCAGAAUUGUUCACUUUGCAAACAUCAGCUUCUAACUUAUAUUCCCUUGUAGGCGAAAUAGAUAGUGGUGAUCCUUUUAGAAGCACAGAUUCUGAUAUCCCAGCUUUAGUUUCAGCCUUUAGAUUACUGUUGGAUGCUCUAGAAGAGCCACUGCUUGGAAGGAAUAUAUUUGCAUUAUUACAAAAGCAAAGCUCAACUGGAGUAAAUGAACUGUCGCACACAUUUUAUAUUAACUUGCUCAGAGAAACAAUUGCUACAUUGACUGUUUCCGCAAGGGUCUCCUUAAUGUUUAUUGUCCACUUCUUUGCAUUUGUUACAUCUAAAGCUAGGUUUAACAAUAUGAGUCCACGAAGGAUUGCAGAAAUCUUUGCACCAGCUUUUUGUAGACCUACAGUCACUUCAAAUACUAUGUAUCAAACAAUACCAAUUUGUGUAGAGUGCAUUACAUCUUUAAUUUCUGAUCCAGAUGCUAUUUUUACUACUCAAGAUGGAGGUGAUAGUGCAAAACAAGUAACAAAAGUUAGACCUAAGAUAGAGGAGGAUGAGGAAAGUGAUGAGUAA